Peromyscus maniculatus bairdii (prairie deer mouse) is the source of this 1838-nucleotide messenger RNA. RefSeq names its product family with sequence similarity 110 member A (gene Fam110a). The record is from RefSeq and is a predicted model, not a curated record. Lineage: Eukaryota; Metazoa; Chordata; Mammalia; Rodentia; Cricetidae.
CCCUUUGUCCCUGCUGGGGCCUAGAUUAGCCCUUUUGGAUCGGGCUUAGAGACCCUCGGAGGGGGCGGGUCUGCUCCCUCCACAGUCAGAGCCUCAGUAUAUGACAAGCCUGGUUUAUGGAGCGCUGCCCAUUUCCCAGCUGACCCCCUAGGCAUUUCAGUUCAGGACACACUUGUGGAAUAUCUAGCAUGUAUUGAGAGCCACGACAUGAAGCCGAAACACAGUAAAAAAAGCAGCCGAAAUUUCUGCCCUCGUGGAGCUGUUAUUUUAGGGAGUAGGGGACAGCAAAGAAUGAAAGACCUAUACCUACACCGAGCCCGGCUUCCAGCUGCCAACUUUGUGCCUUUAUCUGUCUCCUCGCCUCUGCCCUCGGGGUAUGUAACCGCCAUGCCUGUGGACACGCUGAGCCCUGCAGCGCCCGCCGCCCCUGUCCUCCCUUUUCGCCUGCGAACCAAGGUCCCCAGCUACCUGCUACCAAGGCCAGCGGAUGGGGGAGCCCGGAAGCUGAGUGCUGUGGAACGCCUGGAGGCUGACAAGGCCAAGUACGUCAAGAGUCUCCAUGUGGCCAACACCCGCCAGGAGCCUGUGCAGCCUCCGCUAGCCCGGCAGCCCCUCUUCAGCCCUGGUUCUCGCGGGCCAGUGCUCACACCCAGCCGCCGAGCCCUGCCCUGUCCUGGCCGCCGGCCCCAACUGGACCUCGACAUCCUUAGCAGUCUCAUCAACCUGUGUGACAGUCCUGUGUCCUCAGCUGAGGCCAGCCGAACGCCUGGACGGGCAGAAGGAUCUACCCACAAGGUCCCACCAGCCACCCCUCCUCGUCCUCCACCUAGUACGGUUGCCGUGCGCCGAGUGGAUGUUCGUCCACUGCCUGCUUCACCUGCUCGGCCCUGUCCAUCGCCUGGUACCACUGCCACCUCCAGCCCCGGCCGGCCCCCUGGUCUGCAACGCUCCAAGUCGGACCUGAGCGAGCGCUUUUCCAGGGCAGCAGCCGACCUCGAGCGCUUUUUUAACUUCUGUGGCCUGGAUCCAGAGGAAGCGCGAGGAUUGGGGGUGGCCCACCUAGCAAGGGCCAGCUCGGACAUCGUAUCUCUAGCCGGGCCAAGUGCUGGACCCUGCAGCUCUGAAGGCGGCUGCUCGCACCGCAGCUCUGCUACCGUGGAGGAGCGAGUCCUGGAGCGUGUCCCCUACGGGGUGUCUGUGAUUGAGCGCAAUGCCCGUGUGAUCAAGUGGCUGUAUGGGUUGCGGCAGGCACGUGACCCUCCGGCUACCGAGGGCUAGGUCUCCUGGACUCGGCCUUCCCGGAAGGACAUUGUCAAAGAGGCACCUUGUCCUUUCUUGUAUCCAUUGGCUGCCUUCCGGCAGACCAGACGCAGCUCCCUUGGGUGAACUUGGUGUAGAGGCCAAGACUUAGUCCUAGACCAGCAUCCUCUGGCAAGCAAGGACUGACCUACAGAGGCUUGCUGUAGCCCUUGGCCUCCCCCACCCCUAACAAGGUUUGUGACACAGUGUGCUUCUGCCUGGUUCCUCUGGUGAGGCUGGAUUUGGGGUGCUUGCCCUCCACUGAGUUGGGAGCCGAGUGCUUGGCCAAGCCGACUGUCACCCCGAAGCUCCAUUUCCUCCUUCCUUCUCUGUCCUCUGCUGACUUCCUCUUCCUUACCGAAUGGGCCCUGGCUUCCUGGGAACUCACUCUGGGGAGGAGGCUGAGAGGAUGGGAUCUGUCCACUGCUCUUCCUGGUCUUUGGCAGUUGGCCUGGGUGGGUGAACUAUAGAAGGGACUGGUUAGGAGCCUGCCGCUCAGACUUCUCUUUGGUUAAUAAACACAAAUGUUUGUUUCUCAA